Molecule: messenger RNA, 482 nt
Organism: Boeremia exigua
Lineage: Eukaryota; Fungi; Ascomycota; Dothideomycetes; Pleosporales; Didymellaceae
Product: cytochrome b-c1 complex subunit 9
Exons: 5
Coding region: 67-267 (66 amino acids)
Biological process (GO): mitochondrial electron transport, ubiquinol to cytochrome c
Source: RefSeq, a predicted model, not a curated record
GCCAUACCCGCCGUAGCACCACCACAUCCGCCUCUGUAGCCUCUUGCGCUCUCCAACACCCUCACAAUGGCCGGCUUCGCAAACACCAUCUACAACACUGUCUUCAGGAGCAACAUCACGCUCCUGGGCACCGUUUUCGCCACUGCCUUUGGCAUGCAGCUGGCUUUCGACACAGGCUCCGAGCGCAUCUGGGACGGCAUCAACCGCGGCCGCCAGUGGAAGGACAUCAAGCAGCGGUACAUGGAGGCCGCCGAGGACGACGAGUAGCGGGACGGAGGACGGGAGCAUCGUGGAGGGCUGGAGCAUGAUGGAGGGCUGGGCCGGACGGAGGGCUGGAGUCAGAAGCCAUAGACGGAUCUUCCCUGCGCUUCUUCGAGACGGGCACUGUACAUUGGGAUGUAUUCUACAGCUUGCACAAUACGAGGGCAACGUGAUGACGACGCACCGCCCGCCGCUCUCUGCACCGCUUUCUGCACCGCUCU